Molecule: messenger RNA, 894 nt
Organism: Giardia duodenalis
Lineage: Eukaryota; Fornicata; Diplomonadida; Hexamitidae
Exons: 1
Coding region: 1-894 (297 amino acids)
Source: RefSeq, a predicted model, not a curated record
AUGAGCACCCAGCUGGAGAAGCUUGCAGACAUUAUUCUUUCGCUAGUAGGUCAAGCAGGGUUUACAACGGUGGAUACAACUGCAGUGCACCGCCUCAUCAAAUUUGUGCAGGACUUUUGUCUUUCGGCACACAGACCAAUUAGGCUGAACUUCUCCGAUGUAAUCGAUCGCUCUCUAACGGUAUUUAAUGAGGAAAAGGGGAUCAGGAACAAGACAGUGGAAGACUUCUUUUACUCCUUCAGCGCGCUUCUCUUUAAGACGCCCCUGGGACGCCUGGCCACUACUCGUCUUUUCGAAACCCUACAGGCUCAGCAAGGGCCAGCGAAGGGCUUUGAUUCCUUGGGAGGGUUUCGCAUACAGGAACCCCUAGAUGUUCUCCAGAUAAAACUGACUCCUGACAACCCCAGUGAUACCGUCCAAGCAGCCAUCAUACAGGACCAAAGUUCAGAGUACACCCCAUGUGGCUUUCGCAAUUGCAAUAUUCACCCCGUUUUCACAUCAACCACCGAAAACUACACACUGACCCCAGAGCACAGCAUUUCAAGCGAUGAAAACAACGUCACCCACAGGCCUUACACUAUUGAGAAUCUCUCAGAUAGCUCAGAUAACGAUGAUGCCUUGCCAAUGAUCCAGGCGGGGCCUUUCAAAACCGAUCAAAACCCUCCCUGGAAUCAGCUUCCGCUGGACCUCAUUGAGGAGCCAGCCAUAUGCUUUCUCUGCGAUAGCUUAAUGGCACAGUUCUCUAAAAGCGCCCCGCUUCCAACUGUCGCAUCACAAUUUGACAAGAUUGAGCCGUUCCUUAUUCCUCCACCGACGGCCUCUCACAGAGCAUUCGGUGGAUAUGGCCCUGCCCUUAACCAGCUCCUGGAAAGAAACUGUCAGUUGGGAACAUGA